Molecule: messenger RNA, 1059 nt
Organism: Symbiodinium sp. CCMP2592
Lineage: Eukaryota; Dinophyceae; Suessiales; Symbiodiniaceae
Source: the annotation of a GenBank genome assembly
AUGCCGCUUCACAGCACCCAUGUCUUUGCAAGUCACAUUGGCCAUACCGGCAAAACGACGCUGGCAUUUCAGAUGUCGACGUUCUAUGCCAGCAAGCAUCCAGAAGCCCGCGUUCUCAUUAUGGACCUCGCAGAAGAGGGCGACCUCACAAAGCGAUUGCUUGGUGGUGUGGAUGCUGCAGGGCGCAAGGUCGAGUCGCUGUUCGGCGGAGUCUUUCGACUGCUCCAGGCCGCUGAGAAGCGGCCUUCGGGGCUGACCAGCUGGCUCUGGUCCUCGACCUUCGAUGUCAUGGAGCAUGCGGUACGACUCAAGGAUCACAAUCCUGCGCUCCCUGACAACAUCUUCCUGAUUUCCAGUGGAGCAUGGCCAAGAUCAGAGGCCCCCAUGAGCGACGAUGUCAGGAAGCAGGUUUGCGAAAGAAUACGAGACUCCCUCGAGAAGUCUACAGAAACCUGGAAGCUGUUUUGUGACACAGACGGGGACCGGCGGCCUUCGCCGUACACGAUGUUAGCUUACGGCUUGUGCGACGAGGCCAUCGUGCCACUCCACCUGAACAAAGGAGAUCUCGACAGGACAGAAACCAUGUUGGGAGUCAUGCACGAGCUGAGACAGCGAGGGGAAAUCAGAACACAGGUUCUGUUCAUAGUGUGGAACUUUGUCAAGGUCCUGAAGGACGACCCAGUAGAAUAUCACGGGAUGAUGCUGCCUUUCACACCCACCAAGGUGUGCAUGGACAUCUUGGAGUCUUGUAACCGUCGCCUCUUUGGCAGCGCUACGGAGCUUCCGGGGCUCUUCGUGCAUUCCGGUGAGUCGGAGACCGACUUCAUCAAGAAUUCCACGGCAGUGCUCAGGGUCUUGGCGGAUAACGUGCUCAAGCCGUCUGAAGAGAUGGGUGUGCCGGUAGUGGAGAUGGUAAACAGGCUCGCCGACAGUGGCAAAAAGACCAUGAAGUUCCAGAGUGGGGAUAUUGCCUACGACACAAAGGGGGAGACCAUCUCGAACGUGAUGGAUGGCUUGAAGCAGCUCGAGGAGAAGUUCGAGGCCAUGGCACUCGGCUGA